ACUCAACUCGAACCAUUUCAUCCCUGCUUUCAACUUGUUUCGCAAGUCGAACUGUAUCAAAUGAAUAAAAUCCUCGGUGAGAGACUGAGAGUGGGACCCUCCCCCGGUCUUCGACAAGGAAAAGGGCAUGAAAGGAAAGGAAACAGACGGUUGAAUUCUUUAACCCGUCGAAUCAUCUUCCAUUGGAGCACGCAACUCUGCUCCUCCGACCAGUACAACCAAGCUCGUCUCUCCUCUCCCUUGUCAAAAAGCAAACCCCCCAUCAAAGGAAAAGGUUCAGAACCAGACAACACUACUCAUCUUCUCUCUGGACUGUCCCCUUCAACUGCCACUGUGAUUUGAGACGGACAGACCGACCAAGGGAGAGAGAUCCAACGACAGCACAAAGAUGCUGCCUUUGAAGCUCGUCCGCUCUCUGGUACUGAAGGAGUCCCUCCACGCCCCUCUCCCCCACGACCCUUCACAUUCCUCCGACGACGACAGCGACGGCGCUGCCGCCACCUCAGGAACCCCGAUCCUCGUCUUCCUCCCCACCAGAGAGCUCGUCACUGACACCUACAGGCUGGCCACCAUCGCCAGGGACAUGGGCAUGGACCUCCACCCCACCCCUUCCCUCUCCCACAUCAUCUUCACCUACCCAUCUUCCCCUUCCUCCCCCUCCCCGUCAUCCUCUUCCUCGUCGGCUUCGCCAUUAUCCUCCUUCCCUUCCUCCUCGUCCUCCCUGCUGCUCCUCAGCGACGCCGUCCCCCUCCCCUUCCCUUCUCUCUCCCCCGCCUCGAUCUCCGCCCUCCGGCAUUUCGCCUCCCUCUCCAGGGGCCUCUUCAAGCUCGUCCUCGUCAAGCACUUCCGGGAUUUCGGGGAGCUCGAUGGCUCCGCCUUCAGGAACUGGAACUGCUGCUCCGUCUCUCUCUUCUCGCGGCUGAGCCGCGAGAGGAUUGGGACGAUGGACGGGUUCUCUCGGGCUCUGGCUGGGAAUGGGUGGACCCUUUUCAAGACCUGGAAGGACCCCAGCGUGGGGCCCGCAGAUCCCGGCCAUGCCCGCGGAGGCAAUGCGGUGUACCUCUUCAGGAAGGUGGACUCGAACCGGGUUCGGGUCCGUCGGGAUAAUGGGGAGUGCAGGAUUAGGGAGUUGAGGCUGCCAGCAUUGGAUUUCAGGAAUGCCCCACUGAGGAUUUUGCAGUAUGUUGUGCUGAUGACCGAUGAUGUCUUCUAUCUAGCAUGAGACAGAGGUUCUCACCGGUGGUUCCUUUUGCUAGGGUAAGCAUAACAAAUCCAUUCUCCCCAAUGAGCACUUUUCUGGAUGUGCAAGCUCGAGUGGGCAGAGAGGGGCUUCUCCUACCAUGUCUAAAAUCAACCAUCACAUGAUACUACCUGUCCACGUAUUGGUGGUGACUGCUGGUUUUGGUAAUUGCUAGAAUUUUGCUUUCACAUGGUCAAUCGAUACAAUACAUUGAGAGAGAUGCAGAAAAGGGCUAGUGAAACCCGACCCAUGAUAUCUGGUCUCAUGCUAGCUACUUUAUCUUAGAACCGCACACUCCUCAACUUUAAAUGGCUCGUCAAGGCUUCAUCAGUUAAGUAGACCUUUCUCGGACAUAUGAUACCCUCAAUAUCAGAUGCUGAAUUGCUGGACAGUCUCACCAUUGUCGUUGCUUAGACUGAUGAAUAAGAUAAGUACAGUUUGCUACCUUGCGAGCCACUGAUAUACUUGACGUCUUAAUAGCAGUUGUUGCUUCAGAAGCUGCUGAUAUACUUGCAUCUCAAUGACUCAGUUGUACUUGUUUACUUUGUAAAUAACCUCAGUAAAGUACAAAGGAGACCUAUGCAAUGGUCUUUCGUCAGUCCUACUGUUUUCUAUUUCAUUUCCUAGGACUCCUCUUCGUAAUGCCAUUGAAGUUUUAAGAUUGCGAUAUUCUAUCAUCAAUCGAAAGUGAA
This is a messenger RNA of Punica granatum (pomegranate), 1932 nucleotides long. The record is from RefSeq and is a predicted model, not a curated record. Lineage: Eukaryota; Viridiplantae; Streptophyta; Magnoliopsida; Myrtales; Lythraceae.